GAUUAUUGCACAAACCAAAUUAAGGAGUAGAUAACAGACAAUUUCAUCACCUUCAUCAUCCUGUAUUCUCGUUCACACAUUCUUAUCAUCACAUUUUUUUAGCUCCCCCGCGUCUGCAAUUUCAUACCCACACACACACCGGGUAACCGUGUGAGUCACCCACAAACAUCUAAGCCCUCUUUCCUUCCGUUUUUUGCUUUGUUUCCAUUGAUGUUACACCUUCUCCUUCCUCCCUCUUUCUCUCCAUUUUUUGUAUAUAUUGGGACUGUUUAGUACUAUGGUGAAAGGAAUCAAUUUUGAAGCAAAUCAAUCGUAAAAACCACACGCUCUCCAGGGUUUUAGGGAAGAAGCGAAUUCUUUCUCGUGAAAUGGCUGAUGCAGUUUGCAAUUCUCAACGAUUUUCUUAUUCAUUCUUAACUUCACUCUCUUCCUCUUUGAAUUCUUGUCACCGGGCUCUUCCCCCAAAUCAAACACGUUUGCAGAAAAGUGGAGUUUCUGUUUCUGAAUUUUGCUCUGUUAGUGGUGGCGCUUCGAUUGCCUUCAAACGCCGCAGGAAACUUGGGAAAUUUAAGGUAUGUGCAACCGUUACCGAAACUGAGCCACCCAAAUGGUGGGAAAGAAGUGCUGGACCGAACAUGAUUGAUAUUCACUCAACACAUGAAUUUUUAACUGCCUUGAGUGAGGCUGGAGAAAGGCUGGUUAUAGUUGAGUUCUAUGGUACAUGGUGUGCUUCUUGUAAAGCAUUAUUCCCUAAGCUUUGCAGAACAGCACAGGAGCAUCCAGAGAUCUUGUUCUUGAAAGUCAAUUUUGAUGAGAACAAGCCCAUGUGCAAGAGUUUGAAUGUCAAGGUUCUUCCAUAUUUCCACUUCUACCGUGGAGCAGAUGGACAGCUCGAAUCCUUCUCUUGUUCCCUUGCAAAAUUUCAGAAGAUUAAAGAUGCCAUAUCGCUGCAUAACACGGAUCGUUGCAGCAUUGGCCCUCCUAGAGGUAUCGGAGACCUAAACCUCGAAGGCCUCACUUCUUCAAAAGACAAGCUAUCAGAGUCACCUGCAACUUAGAAGUAAUUGUUUUACAACAGCAUUUUUAUGUUGUGCUACUGGUCCCCACUGUAGUUGGUAAAUUUUAUGUAUUGUCUAUAAUAGCAAUAUUUUUACUGAAGCAAAACUGAAAUAUGUGUCUCCCAACUUUCCCAACUA
Messenger RNA from Salvia splendens (bonfire salvia), 1196 nucleotides. Its product is annotated as thioredoxin-like 2, chloroplastic. Gene Ontology annotation, cellular component: chloroplast. The record is from RefSeq and is a predicted model, not a curated record. The coding region runs from base 369 to 1058 and encodes 229 amino acids. Gene Ontology annotation, biological process: cell redox homeostasis. NCBI's taxonomy places the organism in Eukaryota, Viridiplantae, Streptophyta, Magnoliopsida, Lamiales, Lamiaceae. The transcript is spliced from 4 exons.